Molecule: messenger RNA, 1550 nt
Organism: Paralichthys olivaceus (Japanese flounder)
Lineage: Eukaryota; Metazoa; Chordata; Actinopteri; Pleuronectiformes; Paralichthyidae
Gene: taldo1
Product: transaldolase 1
Biological process (GO): pentose-phosphate shunt, non-oxidative branch; pentose-phosphate shunt; carbohydrate metabolic process
Cellular component (GO): cytoplasm; intracellular anatomical structure
Molecular function (GO): transaldolase activity
Source: RefSeq, a predicted model, not a curated record
CUCCCUCUACGGUGUAUAUGGGUGCUCGCUCCCGGCGCCAGCUUCCUGUAGUGUGCUCGCUCCCGGCGCUGUCAUCGGUCCUGUGGUGUCUCACGUGUGUGUGUGUGUAUAAAAGCAGCGGCUCUGUCCUCAUCAUGUCCACUGUGUCGCCUGACAAGCGGAGGAAGAUGGAGUCCGCCCUGAACCAGCUGAAGAAGCACACGGUGGUGGUGGCGGACACCGGAGACUUUCACGCCAUUGACGAGUACAAGCCUCAGGAUGCCACCACUAACCCAUCACUCAUCCUGGCUGCCGCGAAGAUGCCAGCCUACCAGCAGCUGUUGGAUCAGGCCAUUAAAUACGGCAUCGCCAAAGGCGGAACUGAAGACGAGCAGGUCGCCAACACCAUGGACAAGCUGUUUGUGAGUUUCGGGCUGGAGAUUCUCAAGAAGGUGCCGGGCAGAGUCUCCACUGAGGUGGAUGCCAGGUUGUCUUUCGAUAAAGAUGAAAUGGUUGCGAAGGCUCUGAGGCUCAUCGCUCUGUACGAGGAGGCGGGCAUCGGUAAGGAGCGUGUGCUUAUCAAGCUGUCAUCUACCUGGGAGGGGAUCCAGGCCGGCAAGGAGCUUGAGGAGAAGCACGGCGUUCACUGCAACAUGACCCUGCUGUUCUCGUUUGCUCAGGCUGUGGCCUGCGCAGAAGCAAAUGUCACACUCAUAUCGCCCUUCGUCGGACGCAUCCUGGACUGGUACAAGGAGAGCACAGGCCGCAAGAGCUACGAGCCACAUGAAGACCCAGGUGUGCUGAGUGUGACCAAGAUUUACAACUACUACAAGAAGUUUGGUUACAGCACCGUGGUCAUGGGUGCCUCGUUCAGAAACACGGGUCAAGUCAAAGCCCUGGCCGGCUGCGACCUGCUCACCAUCUCCCCUGGGCUGCUGGCAGAGCUCAGCCAAGAUCACAGCACCGUCACCGAGAUGCUCAAUGCUGAGAAAGCCAAGGCCAGCGAUCUGGAGAGGAUCCACCUGGAUGAGAAGGAUUUCCGCUGGGAACACAACGAGGACCGCAUGGCAGUGGAGAAACUGUCCGAUGGCAUCCGCAAGUUCGCUGCAGACGCCAUCAAACUGGAGACCAUGAUCAAAGAGAAGAUGCUCGGUGUGAAAAACGGCCAGUAAAGGACAGACUCGGCAUCUCCGGCUGCGUUGACAGGAAGUAAACGUGAGAGAAGGUCCGAAGCACCAGAAGGCCUUCUCGCUCCUCACCUGACUAAACUCCAGGGACCCUCCUGAAUGGACAACUCUCCUCUCUUAGACUGAGACCAGCUUUUUUUCAGACCAAACACAAAUGAGUAAUUAACGUUGACGUGCAGUUUUAUGUGAAACAGUCUAAUAUUUACCAGAAACCUAAAAAGAUAGGAACAAAGACAAUGUCUCACUGAGACUUGAAUAGAAAGGACCAUUUGACCAGGAAGGACGAUAAAUUAGCUCCACGCUCGGGUCGAUAAAGACAAUUGUACCGUCAUUCCUUAGAAUAUUAUAUUUUGCUCUUUGAAUAAAUAAACAUCUUAACCUUUG